Cooperia oncophora is the source of this 705-nucleotide messenger RNA. NCBI's taxonomy places the organism in Eukaryota, Metazoa, Nematoda, Chromadorea, Rhabditida, Trichostrongylidae. The record is from the annotation of a GenBank genome assembly.
AUGGUUGUAUGCAUAAUAUGUGGUUCUUUUACUACGACUUUGGUGGAGAGCUUAGAGUUGCCAGCGAUCACCAUUUGUCCAAAAGUGCCGGACGCAUUCAAUGCAACUGGACUUCUUGGUGAUAUACGGGUUACAUUUCCAGAUAUCGAUAAUGCUACUGCUCUAGAUUUAGUACGGUUUUUCGUUGGUGGCAAUGGUUUGGAGAAUAUGGAUGACCUAUCCUACUUCAAUCGAACUUACAUGAGUCAUUUGAAUCAGCUUUAUAAGAUUUGGUCCGACGGUUAUACAACGGAGCAGUUCUUCAACCUUAUCCAGGAAAAAUACGGCUAUACUUGCGAUGAGUUGUUCCGCGAAUGUCAACUGGCUGGGAAAAUCAUGAAUUGCUGCAGCGAUCUGUUUAAACGACAAGUGGUUAUGAGAAGAGGAAUAUGUUUUCAAACGAGGAAAUUUGUUAAUCAGACGGAAGCAGACGAUAUCGGACGGAUUAUACUGAGUUUGAAAGCGCCUCCAAGCAUCACUAAUCCAUAUUAUAACUUUACCCAGCCUCAAAUCAUUGUUUAUAUAACGGACAACUUUGAACAUGUUGUGGAUUUUCCACGCUUCUAUCUGUAUCCUCAUGAAUGGAAUCGUAUGAGAUUCACGGCGAGAUAUAUAGCCCUAAUCGAAAAUAAGGAUGUCUGCACCCAAAGGGUAUGUUUUAUUUAA